AUGGCCAGCUGGGCCUUGGAGCUGCUGGGCUUCUCCCUCAGCCUGCUGGGCUUCAUCGGGACGCUGAUUGCCACCAUCCUGCCGCACUGGUGGCGCUCGGCCCACGUGGGCACCAACAUCCUGACGGCCGUGGCCUACCUGAAGGGGCUGUGGAUGGAGUGCGUGAAGCACAGCACCGGCGUCUACCAGUGCCAGCCCCACCGCUCGCAGCUGGCGCUGCCCGCCGACCUGCGCGCCGCCCGGGCCAUGAUGGUCAUCUCCUGCCUGCUGGCCGUGCUGGCGGCCGCCGUGGCCGUGGUGGGCAUGAGGUGCACGCGCUGCGCCGAGGGCAGCCCGGCCAAGGCCUCCAUGGCCGGCUCCGGCGGCGUCGGCUUCGUGGCGGCCGGCCUGCUCUGCCUGGUGCCGGUGUCGUGGUGCACCAACGAGGUGGUGGUGGAUUUCUACAGCCCCACGCUGCCCACUGGGGUGAAGUAUGAGAUAGGGCAGGCUCUCUAUCUGGGGUUUGUCUCCUCGGCCCUGAGCAUCCUGGGUGGGGCCCUGCUGUGCACGUCGUGGCUCGGGAAUGAGGCGGUUUUCCAGCCGCGUUCCGCAGCGCCUCCAUCCUCCAGGCCUCCCAGCGCUUCCAAGGGCGACCACGCUCCCUCCCUGACAUCUGCGUCCCACAGUGGCUACAGACUGAGCGACUACGUGUGAGCUCUCCCUGGAUCUGCCUCGGGAAUGCUGUGCCUGGCACCAGAGUACUCGGAAGGGAUGUUGGCGUUUACCGUUGUUCGUUCCUUCCUUUUCUUCCCCGAGGAGGAAAGGGUGUGGGUGCAGAACUGCUGCCUACAAAACCUGGGAAAUAAAGGCAAAGGAGGCUGAGAUAUUCCCAAGGCAGCACUUCCCUGUCUACCUCCCAUCGCAGCUUUCCAGGCAAUUCAAGGGAUAUUUUGUUUAAAACUAUCGUUUUGUUUGGAGCUGGUGCCCUGUGAAGCAGAACUGGCCACAUUGCUUCAUUUCUUCCCCCAAAACAGACAGAAUUUUCCCUAAAACUCAGAAUUUCUUGGGGAUACACAGUGAUUUCCAGCAGAUUGCCUGCUCAGCUCCUCAUUUCCAUGAUUCAUGAACAUGACAAGGUAUUAAUUUUGCUUUCACUUAACUUUUUGUUUGUUUUUUUUACAGUCCCUUGAAAUAUGAAUUUCAAUGGCACUGUGACAGAUGCAUUUGACAGCCUGUUACAGCCAAUAUUUGAAGUUAUACUACAAUGUUUUGACCUGAUCAAAAUAAAAUUUCAGUGCAUUUGUGAAAUGCAUCACAAGGGAAACAAACCCUCUAAAGUGGCUCAGGACUGAGUUUUUUACACAU
Messenger RNA from Melospiza melodia melodia, 1344 nucleotides. RefSeq names its product claudin 14 (gene CLDN14). The coding region runs from base 1 to 693 and encodes 230 amino acids. The transcript has a single exon. Lineage: Eukaryota; Metazoa; Chordata; Aves; Passeriformes; Passerellidae. The record is from RefSeq and is a predicted model, not a curated record. Gene Ontology annotation, molecular function: structural molecule activity. Gene Ontology annotation, cellular component: plasma membrane; bicellular tight junction. Gene Ontology annotation, biological process: cell adhesion; bicellular tight junction assembly.